Molecule: messenger RNA, 7948 nt
Organism: Lepus europaeus (European hare)
Lineage: Eukaryota; Metazoa; Chordata; Mammalia; Lagomorpha; Leporidae
Gene: CASP8AP2
Product: caspase 8 associated protein 2
Exons: 11
Coding region: 245-6205 (1986 amino acids)
Biological process (GO): Fas signaling pathway; extrinsic apoptotic signaling pathway via death domain receptors
Cellular component (GO): PML body; mitochondrion
Molecular function (GO): transcription corepressor activity
Source: RefSeq, a predicted model, not a curated record
GUCCAGAAAGAAGCCCGGGUAGUCCUGGGCCCCGCGGGGCGGGUAAGUUGUUGUGGGUACCGUGUCCGUGCGGAGCUGCUGGGAAAGAGGCUGCGUGGUGCGGUGGUGUUCCGAACGGAGGCCGGCGGUCUGCGGGAAAUCGACAGUCGGAGAGAGUCCACCUGGAGCGACCAAAUCAGUGGGGGAAGGGCCGCGCCUGACGUGUGGGGGCCACAGAUGGCGACUGUCAAAAGGAAAUAGAAUCAUGGCAGCAGAUGAUGACAAUGGUGAUGGAACCAGUUUAUUUGAUGCCUUUUCUGCUUCUCCUCUUAAAAAUAAUGAUGAAGGCUCAUUGGACAUAUAUGCUGGGUUGGACAGUGCUGUUUCUGACAGCACUUCCAAAUCCUGUGUACCAUCCAGAAAUUGCUUGGAUUUAUAUGAAGAGAUCCUGACUGAAGAAGGAACUGCAAAGGAGGCAACAUAUAAUGAUUUACAGGUAGAAUAUGGAAAGUGUCAGCAACAGAUGAAAGAGCUAAUGAAAAAGUUUAAGGAAAUACAGACACAGAAUUUCAGCUUAAAAAAUGAAAACCAGUCUCUUAAGAAGAAUAUUUCAGCACUUAUCAAAACUGCCAGGGUGGAAAUAAACCGUAAAGAUGAAGAAAUAAGUAAUCUUCACCAAAGAUUGUCUGAAUUCCCACAUUUUCGAAAUAAUCAUAAAUCUACAAGGACUUCAUCAGAUGCAAUUAAAGCAAAAGAUCUUAAAUCUAAAUCUCCUCAUUUGGAUGAUUGUUCAAAGACUGAUCACAGAAUUAAAAAUGAUGUUUAUAAAGAUGUACAUCAUAGUACUUCACUGCCAAAUCUAGAAAAAGAAGGAAAACCACAUUCUGAUAAAAAGAACACUUAUUUGCCUACAUCUCUGGAGAAACAUUGCACCAAUGGCAUUUGGUCACGACCUCAUUAUCAGGGUGGUGAAGGUAGCUCAAAUGAGGAUAAUAGAAGAGGAAGAAAAGAUCCUAAACAUAGUCAGCACAGCAAAGGAACUGAUCGAAUACGAAAAGACUCGAGUAUUAGCUGUGGUGAUAGUGAACCAAGAAACAUAGAGGGUAAUCAGAGACUACAAGGACGUCCUGAGAAACAUGGUAAAGGUGAACCAAAGGCUGAAAGCAGAGGUUCAAAGUUUAAAAGUAACACAGAUUUGGAUUAUAAAAGUGAACGUAGCAGCUAUUCUUGGGAUAAAGAGACUUUGCGAGAAAGGUCACAUACUCGAGUAGAAUCUCAAAAUGACAAAAAACUGGAAAGACAAAAUGAGAGAUCACAAAAUAUAAAUAGAAAGGAACUUAAAUCACAAGACAAAGAGGAAAGAAGAGCUGAUCAGAAACCUAAAUCAGUAGUGAAGGACCAGGAUCCCUGGAGAAGAUCUGAGCGAGAAUCACUGAAUCACUUCAAGAAAUCUCAUAAUUUAGAUAAACACCAUCUAGAAGAGAGAAGAGGAAGGGAAGAUUGUAAGAGAGACAGGAUUGUAAGCAAUCAUAGUUUUCAAGAUGGAAGAUCUUCAUCUUCUCUUUCAAGUAGAACUCACAAACGUAUUGACUCUAAAGAAGUAGAUGCUGGGCUCCAGUGGGAAAAUACACCAUUAAAAGCAGAAAGGCACAGAACUGAAGAUAAGAGGAAAAGAGAACGAGAAAACAAAGAAGAAAAUAGGCAUAUGAAAACUGAAAAAAAAAUACCUGUAGAAUAUUUUCAGAAAAUUAAUAAAGAAGCCAAGAAAACCACUACUGAUUUAAAGAGACAGAACGAGCCAAAAAAUGAUAAAUGUGAAGCCUCUGAUAAUGAAGUUUCUGAAGUAGAUAAGAAAACUGCAGUGAAAGCUGAGAGUGGUCCAAGUGACACAAAAAACAAAGACUUAAAGUUAAGUUUUAUGGAAAAAUUGAACUUAACUCUUUCCCCUGCUAAAAAGCAGCCUAUUUCUCAGGAUAAUCAACAUAAAAUAACUAAUUCUCCCAAGUCCAAUAAUGUAUGUGAUUUGGAAUCCUCAGUGCAUGCUAAAACAGUGUUGUGUGUUAACUCUGUCAGUGAACAUGUCACAGAGGAAACCAAAUCAAAGUUGUUGAAACCAAAGGAUGUUCUCCCAGCAGCACCUGAAUCUAAGAUCGAUGUUUCAGGAAGCCAAAUGGAAGAAGAUAAUAGUUUGUUAGUUAAAUCUGUUGAGAGUACUGUGCAUUUUGAAUUGCCCACCGGUAUAGAGACAUCCUCAGCAGCUGUGGAAAUGGAAAAAACAGAUUCCUUGUUACCAUCAAGAGAAAUGGAACAAACAAGAGCAGCAGCCUCUGUGGUAAUGGAUGUAUUACAAACUGAUGCUUCUCAAAACCUUGGCCUGGAAUUGGAUACCAAAAAAAAUGAUAAUUUAAAUUCUAGUGGUGUUUCUGAAGAUGUGGAAAUGAAGUUGACUCUUGCAACAAAAGUGACUGAAAACAGUGAAAGCAUUUUGCAGCCUUCAAUUGAAGAAGCUAGCAUUUUGCCAAUAAUCCUUUCAGAAGAUGGUAACUCAAAAUUUGAACCUUCUCUUGUAGACGAUACACCACUGACUGAAAGUAAGUCUUGUCAUUUGGAGUCUUGUUUACCUAAAGAGACUCUAGAACCUUCACUUCAGCAGACUGAAUUAAUGGACCAGAAAGUGGAAAUUGGUGAAACAAAUUCAAUAUAUCAUGAUGAUGAGAACUCCGUUUUGAGCAUUGACUUCAAUCAUCUGAGACCUAUUCCAGAAGCCAUCAGUCCUCUGAAUAGUCCAGUGAGACCUAUAGCAAAAGUUCUUAGAAUGGAAAGCCCCUCUCGAGUUCCAUUGUGUAAUAACAGUCAUAAAGAUGUGUUUCCACCAAAUUCAGUUCAUUCUAUCUCCAGGUCAGAUCUCAAUAAGGAAAAUCAAAAGCCAUUCUACAAAGCUGACAAAUGUACAGAAGCAGAUUCCUGUAAGGAUUCAUCUUUAGAUGAAUUAGAAGAAGGAGAAAUUAUAAGUGACAAUGAAAAAUCUGAACCACAUAAAAAUUUUGAAAAAAGUGCCAAACCUAGAGCAUCUGCUGAAGUGCGGAACACAAAGACUAGUCCACCAAGUAGGAAAAGUACUAUGUGCUUGGAUAAGGAUAAUAGGAAAACAUCUGUAAAAAUCCAUCAGACCAGCAGCAAAUGGAAUAAAAGACCAAGGGAAUCUAACAGGUACUCAAAAACAGAGAAGAAAGAUAAAACAAUGAGUACUUCCUGCUUGGAAAAAAUAGUUCAAAUUGUUGCUGCACCCUCUUCUGUUCGAGAGAUUAUGCACAUGUUAAGAAUGAUAAGAAAACAUGUGAGGAAAAAUUACAUGAAAUUCAAGAUAAAAUUUUCGUUAAGACAAUUUCAUAGAAUUAUUGAGUCAGCAAUUUUGAGUUUUACAUCACUAAUUAAACAUCUUGACUUAUCCAAAAUCUCCAAGUCGGUGACUACUUUACAGAAGAAUCUCUGUGAUGUUAUAGAAUCUAAACUUAAGCAAGUUAAAAAGAAUGGCAUAGUUGACCGUUUAUUUGAACAGCAACUAUCAGAUAUGAAAAAAAAAUUGUGGAAGUUUGUAGAUGAACAACUUGAUUAUUUAUUUGCAAAACUUAAGAAAAUCUUAAUAAAGUUUUGUGAUUCCAUUAAUUUUGGAAGUGACAGUGAUGAAGGAAAACUUGAUAAAAGAAGUAAAGAGAAAGUACGAUAUUCAAAUUGUGAGAACGGUCAUCUGGACAACUCCAACAAAGAAAUGCUAAAAGAAAAAUUGCCAAAACCAGGAGACUCUGUUCACUUGAAGUCUUUAUUGGAAAGUGAAAAACCUGACGAAAAAUGUCAAGACCAAAAUAACUCCAGUAUCAACGCGAUAAAGCAUGAUAUUAAAAAAAGUUCUAAUACCUGCUUUGAUACUAUAAAGAACUUUCAACCUGGAGAGCAUGCUUUGGAACUAGACUGUCCAAGUACCCCAAAGCUGGGAAAAACUGAAGGCAGCACCAUGGAGGAAGCACAGACAUCCCAGCAUGCGGUUUUGAAGCCAGAACGAAGUUUCGAGAUUCUUACUGAACAGCAAGCAUCUAGCCUUACUUUUAAUUUAGUGAGUGAUGCACAGAUGGGUGAAAUAUUUAAGAGUUUAUUGCAAGGUUCUGAUCUUUUGGACAACAGUGUUAAUUGUACUGAAAAAACUGAGUGGGAGUUAAAGACUCCAGAGAAACAGUUGCUAGAGAGCCUUAAGGGUGAGUCUAUACCAGCUUGUACAACAGAAGAGCUGGCUUCAGAGGUGGCUUCUCCAUGUCCUAAAAUAAUUAGUGAUGAUAAUUGGUCAUUAUUGUCUGACAAAGGUCCAUCUCUGUCUUCAGGACUUUCAUUGCCAGUUCAUCCUGAUGUGUUGGAUGAAAGUUGUAUGUUUGAAGUGUCUACUAACAUAGCCUUAAGUAAAGAUAAUGUGUGUAGUUCAGAAAAGAGCAAACCCUGCAUUUCUUCCAUACUUCUUGAAGAUCUAGCAGUAUCUUUGACAGUACCAUCACCUCUGAAGUCAGAUGGUCAUCUCAGUUUCUUAAAGCCUGAAGGUUUGUCUAAUUCAACUCCUGAAGAAGUUAUUAGUGCCCAUUUUAGUGAAGAUGCCUUAUUGGAGGAAGAAGAUGCCUCAGAACAAGAUAUUCAUUUAGCUCUGGAAUCUGAUAAUUCAAGCAGUAAAUCGAGUUGUUCUUCAUCAUGGACAAGCCGGUCUGUUGCUCCAGGAUUUCAGUACCACCCUAAUCUACCUAUGCAUGCUGUGAUAAUGGAAAAGUCCAACGAUCAUUUCAUUGUGAAAAUACGGCGCGCAAUGCCAUCCACGUCUGCUGGUCUUAAACAGAGUGUGGUGACUGAUGAGUCGUUGGCAUCUGCGGCCCCUGGUCUUAAACAGAGUGUGGUAACUGAUGAGUCAUUGGCAUCUUUGUCCAGCAUUGGGAAGGAAGCUGAUGAAGCAGCAAAGAAAGAAUAUGUCUCAUGUCAGGACACAGUUACCAAACCUGUGGAUGAAUUAGAAAAUUCUAACACAAUUGUCAAUGGUAAUAAAUCAAGUCCUGAAGAACAGAACUCUAUGGUACAACCACAGGUUCCUGAUAUAUAUGAAUUUCUUAAAGAUGCUUCAGGUAAGGCAGGUGACAGUGAUGAAGUGACUGAUGAAUGUUUCAAGUUACAUCAAGUAUGGGAACCAAAAGUACCUGAAAGCAUUGAAGAACUGCCUUCACUAGAAGAAAUUCCACACUCUGUUGAGGAUCGUCUUCCAGACACAUAUAUAGACCUAACGAAAGUUCCAAUUACUGAGACCAAAAACUUGGGGGAACUGAUGGAAGUAACAGUUUUAAAUAUUGAUCAGUUGAGAUGUUCUGGAAACAAUUUAAAUCAAAAUUCUCACAGCUUAGGUAAUUCUGUGCAAUCUGAUACUGUGGGUACUUUUAUUGAUUUGACACAAGAUGCUUCAAGUGAGAGUAAAAAUGAAAGUAACCAUUCUGCAUUAGCUGUUGAAGGAUUGGGAUGUCAGGUGAUAUGUAUAGAUGAAGAUAAGUAUACGGAAGAAAAGGUGCAAAUGGAAAGCAAGCCUUCGAAAUGCAUUACUGAGAAAGCCUAUAUUGAUUUGACCACAGAAUCUCCUGUUUCUUGUGAAGUAAAAGAUGAUUUAAAAUCAGAGUCAGCAUCAAAUUCUGGUAAUCCAGAGUUGCCUGGGACUUUGGAUAAUGCUCACAAAAAGAGAAAAAACCUUUCUGAACUAAAUCAGUCUUCUCAGAAAAAACAAAGAAAGGAAACAGAUGUAACUAGUAGGGAACAGACCAAGAAACUUAUUCAAGAGAAUGGUGAAACUUACCGAAAGAAAGCCAAUAAGAAAAGGGCGUCUGUAGUGAAUAAAGAUCCCACAGGAAUUAAAGAUUCGGCAGCAGCACUCACCGCUUCUACAAGUCUUUCUGCAAGGAAUGUUAUUAAAAAGAAGGGAGAAAUUAUAGUUUCAUGGACAAGAAAUGAUGACCGGGAAAUUUUAUUGGAGUGUCAAAAAAACGGGCCAUCUUUGAAAACGUUUACAAAUUUAGCUGUCAAGCUGAAUAAAAAUCUAAAUCAGGUCUCAGAACGAUUCCAGCAGCUAAUGAAGCUCUUUGAAAAGUCAAAAUGCAGGUGCAUUAGCAGGGAGCUGGAUCAGAAGUGGAGCAUCCAGGACUUGAAUCGGGGCCUCUAGGGGAAGCCAGUGCUGUGGGCGGCGGCUUGACCACCCACUAUGUCACAGCGCCGGCCCUGCCACAUCUCUUAAAGCAUCUGCCUUGUUAAUGAGAACUUCAAAAGAUGUUUAGUAGUUUAUGGUAAAUAAAGUCCAAUUUUGUUUAUAUGGGAGUACUUCAAAAAGUUCAUGGAAAUGGAAUUAAAAGUUUAUUUUGGCACUCAAAAAUUUGAAAUCCACAUAUAUGAGCUUUCUUAAAAAAACUUAUAGAAAUGCAUAUUGUGAAAAAACUGCAUUUUUAUUUCACUUUUUUUGCACCAAAAUAAACUUUUUUUAAAAAGAUUUAUUUAUUUGGAAGAUAGAGCAAAUGAGAGAGGCACCGACAAAAGGAGAGAGAUCUUCCAAUGAACCCAGCAGCUAGGGCAGGGCACACUGAUGCCAAAAAACAAGAACUAAGUUUCAUCUGGGUCUCCCACAGGGGUAGCAGGGGUGCAAGUUUUUGAACUGUGGAAACUUCCUGUGCAUUAGCAGGAAGCUGGAUUGAAAAUGGAGUAGCUGGGACUCAAAUUGGCAUUUUGCUAUGAGAUUGAAAGCAGUGGCUUAACCCACUGUGCCACAUCGGCUCCUCAAAAUAAACUUAAAAUUCUGUAUUCCAUGGACAUUUUAAAUACGCUCAUGUAAUUCAAAAUGAAAAUUGAAUAAUGAGGAAUUUGGACAGGCUUAUUCUAAAAGAACUUUAAAGUGGCUUAGAUAUUUUUCAGAAUCACUGUGUUUUAAGAUUUUUGCUGCCUUUAACAAAUUCAACUGAGUGUUAAUUUUGGUUUUACAUUAAUGUUAUCUUAAAAUAUGAUUUGCCUUCUCUUCUGAGAAUUUAAAUUCAUGAAAGAGGUAACUUGUAUCUGGAAGUAUGCUGGAAAUCUCCAAACUGCAUUGUAAAUCUAAUCAUUAACUUUACAAAUUUAAAACUUUUCAAUUAAUUUAAUAUUUGGGAUUUUAUUUGCUUGUAUGAUAGGAUAUGUACUGGAGUGUUUCAUUCCUAGCUUGACCCUUACCAGAUUUUUUUCCCCAUGUACUAUAGUUUAAUUCGUCCAAAUCAGAAUGAUAGUUUUCACAAAAGCUGGUUCUGUAAAAUCAGUAUUGUAUAAGUAGAGCUUAUUUAAAAGGUAACACUAUCAUUAUGGUCAUAUCAGAAGAAUAGAAUCAUAACUUCAGCAUUUUCUUAUAUUACAGAUAAGUUGCUGAAUUCCUUGGAGUCUUAAUUGAUAUUGCAUACUACACAGAAGCUUCAAAUUCCUCAUGUUUUAAAUGGGGAACAGGAGGGAGGUUUUAUUACAUUUUGACUAGUAGGUGAUUGUCAACAUUUGUUAUUGAUUACUGACUGUAAUCGCAGGUCAGCAUAUUCAGCUUAUUCUAGUCAUCUGUCUGAUUCGCUCACCUGUUAGUGGUCAAAAUAUUUAUUUUUAAACAUGUUACAUCUUAUCAAAAUGAAAGCAACAGUGAUGUAGAAUUGAAAAUUUAGUUUUGAUAUUUCAAAGAAGUGACUUUCUUUUGUGAUUUUCUAUAAUAGUUUUGUAGCCUUUUAAACUAAGGACUGGUUUAAGUUUUCACCCAUUUUUAUUUGCUUUUAUAAUUACCUCUGCUUAUUUUGGUAAACUGUAAAUAAUUUAAAUAGUAUAUUUGUAAAUAUGUAUAAUUAUAAUGAUGUAAAAUACUUUGUAUGUGUAUGUAUUUGUGUAUAUGCACACACAUAAAUGGUUUUGCUUG